Molecule: messenger RNA, 1551 nt
Organism: Rhipicephalus microplus (southern cattle tick)
Lineage: Eukaryota; Metazoa; Arthropoda; Arachnida; Ixodida; Ixodidae
Source: RefSeq, a predicted model, not a curated record
CGGCGUCGUAAAGAUGCAGCCUUCAAACCCGUUCCUGUUUAUCCCGCAGAUUGGAACCCUGCUGCUUCUUCUAGGCCUUUCUGCAGCAUGUGCGGAGCGACAACCAAUGCUUCGACCUACUUUCAACGGCGAUAUGGAUCUGCUGAUAAACCCAGCCUCAACUGACGAACGCUACCGGUCCUUCAACGAUGGCGCUGGUGUUACAUCGUCAGAGCCUCUGGGAUCACCGAUGACGUCACCAUGUAACGAUCCUUUAAAAGACAGCGCUUACGGCACAAUCGGCAGUGGGCACGGCGGCGUCGUAAAGAUGCAGCCUUCAAACCCGUUCCUGUUUAUCCCGCAGAUUGGAACCCUGCUGCUUCUUCUAGGCCUUUCUGCAGCAUGUGCGGAGCGACAACCAAUGCUUCGACCUACUUUCAACGGCGAUAUGGAUCUGCUGAUAAACCCAGCCUCAACUGACGAACGCUACCGGUCCUUCAACGAUGGCGCUGGUGUUACAUCGUCAGAGCCUCUGGGAUCACCGAUGACGUCACCAUGUAACGAUCCUUUAAAAGACAGCGCUUACGGCACAAUCGGCAGUGGGCACGGCGGCGUCGUAAAGAUGCAGCCUUCAAACCCGUUCCUGUUUAUCCCGCAGGUGAGCAGACGCUAUGACAAGUCUUUUCGCAGUAACGAUGUCUGCCUAAUUCUGCUGCCGUGCCCACGGUCGCUUCGUGAAGCCUUUUGUAAACUGAUUGUUUCCUUGCGCUUGUUGCUACUGUUGAGCGGAGAUGUUGAGUUGAACCCAGGCCCUGCACUAGACGCCAUAGCCGAACAGCUAAAGCAAAUUGCAGGAGACAUUCAAGAUAUUAAGAAAGAAAAAUCCGCAACAAACACCAGACUUGACGCGAUUGACAAAAAACUUGAAAAGAUAACUGGCCUUGAAAAACAGGUCACUGAGUGCAAUAAACGAAUAUCUAACUUAGAAAAAAUAAAGGCUAUGCAAAUGAAAGUGGAUGAUCUAGAAAACCGGAGCCGUCGGUCCAACCUUGUCAUUUACGGUGCUGAAGAACAACAAAAUGAAUCGCCAGACAUGCUUGUCGAGUUGGUCGAAAAGAAGAUUUUAGAUGGUGUGCUACAGAUAAAAACCAAGGGAAUCGAAAUAAUCCACCGUCUAGGAAAAAAGAAGCCAGUUGGUAUAUCUAGACCCAGACCCAUUAUUCUAAGACUACUCGAUCAUCGAGACAAAGUUUCAAUCCUCAGACAGUGUUCAAAGCUGAAGGGCUCAGGUUUCUCUAUCAGUGAAGACUUUUCUCGUAAUACUCGGGACAUUAGAAAGAAACUGUGGGAUCGAACGAAAGAACACCGGGACAGGCAAGAAAGGGUGUCACUGGUGCGCGAUAAAGUGCGAAUCAACGGUCAACUUUUUGCUUGGGAUAGUGAACGAGAAGAUAUAUAUGCAGUGAAAAAAAACGAAGUUGGCAUAGAAAAAAGAGUCACUCGAAGUCGACAGAAGUAACCCUGUUGAAUGUGAACGCACGUAGUCUUGUAAAUAAAGUAGAUCAAUUCGAA